Linepithema humile (Argentine ant) is the source of this 1922-nucleotide messenger RNA. RefSeq names its product Bprotein-1 related complex subunit 5 (gene BORCS5). The record is from RefSeq and is a predicted model, not a curated record. NCBI's taxonomy places the organism in Eukaryota, Metazoa, Arthropoda, Insecta, Hymenoptera, Formicidae. Gene Ontology annotation, biological process: organelle transport along microtubule; positive regulation of anterograde synaptic vesicle transport; lysosome localization. Gene Ontology annotation, cellular component: BORC complex; synaptic vesicle membrane; cytoplasmic side of lysosomal membrane.
AUGAGAGUCUUUUUUGUUAAAGUAUGCUUUUGGAUGCAUACUUUUUGUUUUAUCUUUUAUUUACAUUUUUGUACAUACAUUGGUGUGGCAUUUUCGAAAGUGAAGUGUGCGGAUUAAGUGACGUAUUUUAUCGACAAGGUAGGUAAUUGCAAAUUUUGUAACUUUGUGAGUUAAAAUGUAGGUGGCAUUUGACAUCUGACUUGCUGGAGACGAUCUAUCUUCUAUUUUGUCGGUGCCAUGUAAGAUGGCGCAAUUGUUGUGAAACCUGAGUUUUCGCAGGAAUUCUUCACUAUACUUUUACAUUCUCAGCGUUAACGAUUGACAGAAGUGAUAUUACGAUGAGCGAAACUGUCAUGAUAAAACGAUUCAAGCAUAAAUGGAUAAAUAAAAUGCAUAAAUACAUGCAAAACCUAGAGUAAAAUCAAAAUAUUAAAUAGUGAAAAUAAAUGUGUAAAAUACAAUGGGAACUUUCUACGUUAAACAAUAUAUUCAAAUAACCUCUUAGUGAUAAAAUGUGAUUACAUUAGCACAAUUAUGAUGUGUUGCGAUAAGAUACAAACAGUAUAACAAGAAGCAUCAUCAACAUUUUCAUAUAAAACCUGGGAAGAUAGAAUUAUACGUACUAUUAAAUAUAUUAAGUAUAUUGAAAAUACUGUGAUAUUUCACCGAAGUGUGUGGUCUUGCUUGCUUGGUAAACUUUAUAAAAAAAUCAAAGAUUCGGAAAACUUCUCCUAAAACUCGUGAUUCACAAAGACGACUAAACAACAUCAAGUAUCAUGAAAUAUAUUGUGAGUUGAUAGAAGUAUGUAGUUUUAUAAAGACACUUUUAGUUUCUGGAGUUCAAUAAGUCUCAAGAAAUUACAAAAUGGGAUCUGAACAAAGCUCUCAAAGUGGUGGCCAAGGUGCCAAUAGUGGCAGAUCUAGGACGAAUCAGCUUAGACGUGGCAAAAGUGUCCCAAGUCGUGAGAGAGUACCAGAGGAUACCCCACCAAGAUGCAUCAGUCCUGGUGCUAGUAUUUGUUCUGAUUCAGAUCUUCCGUAUAUCUCUUAUACAGUGAAUCGACCUAUUGGAGAUUCACCAAAGAUGACAAACAAGCAGUCACAGCUCUACAGAGGAAAAACUAUUGGAGCUGGGGAGAUCUCGAGGCGAAAAAACAGCCUCGGUACAAAUCAUAGUCAUAGAAAAAUCAACACAUCGGAUAAGGUGCACAACAUUGUGGUAGUAAAGGCGGCUCAAGCGGAUCCAACAGCAGACAAAGAUCCAGAUCUGGUGAAGCUGCAAAGUAUCCCGAUGUUUCUGCCUAUUAUGCGCGGCACGCUGAAUCUACCACCGGGUGUCCGCGAUCCGGAGGUCCUCGAGAGACUUGACCCUAUCGGCCUGUUCAACUUGUGUGCGCGUUAUCAGCAUCAUUUGAACACUAACGCGCAGACAAUAGCUGCGGAACAGGCUGCUAUGUGCAUUAAUAUGGAAACGGAAUUCAGCAAGGUAUUGAAUUUUGCUAUAGAUCGGCAGAAGAGAUUCACUAGAUUUGCUGAGCAACUGAACAAAGUGCAUGAGCUCAGCCGUCAGCUCACCAGGUGCCACUCGUUGCUCAAUCAAACUCUCGAGAGUCUUGAGACUCUCAAUAAUCUAUUGCCGGUGGAGGAAAGGCUCGAACCCUUUGUCUGGACCACGGGAUAAGACAGGCCUGAAUGUGAAUCUUCUAACUUAUAUUUUUAGCAAGGAAAACCUCAACCGUAACUGUUUCAUAAAGAAUUUGUGAUCAAAGAAAAUGCGAAGAAUGAUCUUGAAACAUUGUCAAGAAACUUCAACAAGCUUGUAAUAAGCGUCAUUAUCAAGAGCUUUAACAACUUCUACAUGCAGUGUGGACAAAUUAAAAACCAAAUAAAAAAGAAAUAAAUAUAUACUUCAUUGAAACACA